UUCUUGGACGACACAUGGUAAUUCAUUCUGAUGAGAAAUAUCAGUGUUCAGUGUGUUCCAAAGAUUUCUCACAAAAAUCACUUCUUGAUCAGCACCUGAGAAUCCACACAGGAGAGAGACCAUUUCGUUGUUCAGCAUGUCCAAAACGCUUUCUAAAUAAGGCAAGGCUAACAAAGCAUGAGAGAAUUCAUACAGGAGAAAAGCCAUUUCAGUGUUCAGUGUGUCUUAAAAACUGUUCUGAGAAAGCAAGUCUAGUACGACACAUGAGAAUUCAUACAGGAGAGAAACCAUACAAGUGUUCACUGUGCCUAAAAGACUUCUCAGAUCCAUCGAGUCUAAUACGACACAGGAGGAUUCAUACAGGAGAGAAACCAUAUGAAUGUUCAGCGUGUUCAAAAAAAUUUUCACAGAAAAUACAUCUAGACCAGCAUUCAAAAAUUCAUAAAGAAGAAAAACCAUACAAAUGUUCAGGGUGCACAAAAAGAUUCUUUUAUUUAUCAAGUCUAAAACAACAUGGUAGAUGCCAUACAGGAGAAAAGCCAUACCAGUGUUCAGUAUGUCUAAAGGACUUGUUAGAUAGAACAAGUUUAAUACAACACAUGAGAAUUCACGAAAGAAAGAAAUAUCAGGGUUCAUUACGUUCAAAGAGAGUUUCACAGUUGGCUGAUGUAAAACUACACCUAAAAGUUCAUACACAAAGAAAACGAUAUAAAUGUUCACUGUGUGUAAAAGGAUUCUUCAGUAAAGCAAAUUUAAUAAGACAUAAGAAAAGUCAUAUAGGAGAAAAACCACUUCAAUGUUCAGUUUGUCUAAUAGACUUGUUAGAUGGUACAAAUCUAAUAAAACACAUGUUAACUCAUAAAACAGAUAAACCACAUCAAUGUUCGGAAUGUCUAAAAGACUUUUUAAAUAAAUCCAGUUUAAAACAGCACAUGAAAGUUCAUAAAGUUAAAUCAUAUGAGUGUUCAGUAUGUCUAGUAGAAUUUAAAGAUAAAUCAUCUUUAGAACAACACACUACAGUUCAUAAAGAAGAGAAAGCUGAGGAGAGUUCAGUUUGCAGAGGAACUCUUGCAGUUAAAGUGGAAGAUGUCACAGUUCCUUCUGAUCAGAAGAGUGAGGAGAGUUCAGUAUUGGAUGGAGAUUUUAUGGGUAAAGAAAAAAAAACAGUUUGCGCAGAAAAUAUGAUAUAUCAGUGUACAGUGUGUCACAAUGGGUUUACAGAUAAAGGAGAUGUUAUACAGCACAUGAAAGUUCAUAAAGAAGGAAAGCUUGAGGAUAAUUCUGUGAGUGUAGGGGAUUUUAAAUGCAAAAAAGAAGAUGUUGCAGCUUAUGCAGAUGAGAGGUCAUGCCAGUUUUCAAUGUCUGUACAAAACGUAUCAGAUGAAAACAGUGAACACACUGAAGUUCAUGGAGAAGACUUACAAGAUAAGACCAUUCUAAAUGAACAUGGGACAGUUCCAGUAGUAGAUAUAUUAUAUAAGUGUUCAGAGUGUCAAAAAUAUUUUGCUGAUAAAGAUAUUAUCAAGCAACACAUGAAAUUUCACAGAGAAGAAAAAUCUGAAGUGAAUCCAACGAGUGUUGGAAAUUAUUUUUCUGGAAUAGAGGAAAACACAGGAGUUCAUACUGAAGAUAUAUUAUAUCAGUGUUUCGUGUGUCUUGAAGAAUUCGCAGAUGAAAAAAUUCUCUUGCAACACACAGAAGUUCAUGGAGAAGAGAAACACGAUGAUUGUUUAUUAAGUGUGCAAGACCUACAAGAUACAACAAUUCCUGGUGAACACGUGGCAAUUACUGUAGCAAAUAUAUUAUAUCAGUGUUCAGUGUGUCAAAAAGAUUUUGCUGAUAAAGAUAUCAUCAAGCAGCACAUGAAAUUUCACAGAGAAGAAAACUCUGGAGAGAGUAUGUAUGUGGGGAAUUUUUCUGGAACAGAGGAAAACACAAUAUUUCAUACUGAAGAUAUAUUAUAUCAGUGUUCAGUGUGUCUUAAAGAAUUCACAGAUGAAAAAAUUCUCAUGCAUCACAUGAAAGUUCAUGGAGAAAUUAAUCCUCAUGAGAGUUCAGAUUGUGUAGAUUUUAAAGAUAAAGAAAAACAUGUGACAGUUCAUACAGAAGAUGUAAUAUACCAGUGUUCAGUGUGUCAAAAAGAGUUUACUGAUGAGAAAAUGGUCAUGCAACACGUGGCAACUCAUCCAGCAGAGAAAACUUUCAAGUGUUCAGUGUGCCUUAAAGAGUUCCCAGAAAAAGAAAUUUUGGAACAACACAUGAAAGGUCAUUCAGAAGGGAACCCAAAUAACUGUUCAGUGUGUUCAAAAGCCUUUUUAACUAAAGGAUACAUAAAACGACACAUGAGAGUUCAUACAGGAGAAAAGCCAUAUCAGUGUUCAGUUUGUCUAAAACACUUUACAGAUAAAGCAGUUGUAAUGCGACACAUGAGAAUUCAUACAGGAGAAAGACCAUACGAGUGUUCAGUGUGUCUGAAAGGUUUUACACAGAAUUCACAUCUAAAAUACCACAUGAAAAGUCAUCCGGGGGUAAAAGUGGAGAAAUCGCAGAAAUGUUUAGUAUGUUUAAAAAGAAUUUCUCCAGAAACUUUAGAACAGCACUUGAAAGUUCAUUUAGGAGAUAAACCGUAUAACUGCUCACUGUGUCAAAAAGGCUUUGCAAGUAAUACCAGUCUAAUAAGACAUAGGAAAGUUCACUCAGGAGAGAAAACACAUCAGUGCUCAGUGUGUUUAAAAUCUUUUUCAAGAAACUCUCAUCUUAAACAACAUUACAAAAUCCAUACUGGAGAGAAACCGUUUGAGUGUUCAGUAUGUUUCAGAAGAUUUAUACAAAAAAUACAGCUUCAGAAACACUUCAGAAUUCACACAGGAGAGAAACCAUACAACUGUCCAGAGUGUCUAAGAGACUUUAGGUCAGAUGUUAGUCUUAAAAAACACAUGAGAGUUCAUACAUGAGAGGAAUGUUAUAUGUAGAGUGUUCACUAAGCUUUUCAUGAAAACCAAAUAUAGAGUAGCACUUGAGUAUUCACAAAAAAAGACUUUACAGCUUUUCAGUUUGUCAAAAAAAAUGUUUCAAAUAAAGUAUGUCUAAACCAACAUGAGAAUUAGAGUUCAUGUGAAAGAAAAAAUAAUACUGUUCAUCUUAUAUGGGAGUUCCAGGACCCGACAACCAGUACCAAGCACCCUACAGUCCAGUACCAAGCACCCUACAGUCCAGUACCAAGCACCCAAACAGUCCAGUACCA
Messenger RNA from Cherax quadricarinatus, 3244 nucleotides. Lineage: Eukaryota; Metazoa; Arthropoda; Malacostraca; Decapoda; Parastacidae. The record is from RefSeq and is a predicted model, not a curated record.